This is a messenger RNA of Austrofundulus limnaeus, 210 nucleotides long. RefSeq names its product serum paraoxonase/arylesterase 2. The record is from RefSeq and is a predicted model, not a curated record. NCBI's taxonomy places the organism in Eukaryota, Metazoa, Chordata, Actinopteri, Cyprinodontiformes, Rivulidae.
CAUACAGGUGAUGGUCCAACAUGGCUACCAGGAAGAAAGUGUUGAUUUCAGCUGCUGUUGCUGCUCUGGCGGCCUUUAUUGGACACGCGUUUCUCAGAGUUAAAAACGUGUCCCUCGCCUCCAGAGACAUGCCCGUCAAACACCUCAGCUGUCAUUAUUUAAAGAAUAUAGACUAUGGAGCUGAAGAUAUCACCAUACUUAAAGAUGGAC